Molecule: messenger RNA, 2115 nt
Organism: Pyricularia pennisetigena
Lineage: Eukaryota; Fungi; Ascomycota; Sordariomycetes; Magnaporthales; Pyriculariaceae
Exons: 2
Coding region: 1-2115 (704 amino acids)
Source: RefSeq, a predicted model, not a curated record
AUGGCAUCCCCAGGAGUUGCAUCGAAAGGCUCCGCUGAGCCAGCGAGCAAAGAGGACCAGUUACUGAUUCUCAUGGCCCGGCUGAUGGAGGGAGGCCAAGAGGAUGAGGAGACAUGCAAAGACUUGAACCAGCUCACAAAACUGCUCAACGAUGACAUUAACGACGUCAAGAAUGGGAAGCCGUCCAUCUGUGACGCCAUCGAUAGCGACUGCGUUGAUACUCUCCUCGGCUACCUGGACAUGAGGCAGCCAGAAGCGGUCCGAGGUUUUGGGCUUUUGGCGACAUCAGCCUACCUCAAAGCAGCUGGAGAUGAAGGCAACAAGAAGCUUUCUGUGUUCUACUACGAUCGAGUACAGCGCGGCACCUACGACGACUACAUUGUUGCAUUCUGUGUUGCAUCGGCCUUGUUCCCCAUUGUGCCGGAUCUCAUCAAGGACCUGUUUCUCAGUGAAGGCUUCCUGGCUAGUCUCGGUCCGCUCAUGAGGCGGAAGUGGAAGAGCAGGAAGGUCGAGACGGCAUGUCUCGAGAUGCUUAACGCCGCAUGCAUGAACUCGGAAUGCCGUGCCGCCGUGCAGAAAUACUGUGUCGAGUGGCUCGAGGAGAUUGUGGAUCAGGAUCCGGACGAGAUUGCCAAGUCCACCAUCACGACGGAGCCUGACGUGCACCAAGCCGGAUCGAUUUCGAUGAGAAAACACUCGGAGCAGGUGCAACAUCUCGCUGCCGUAAUCCUCACAAAACUAAAGGCAACACAACCGCCAGAGUCCACUACCGAAUUACCCGAAGAACGAGUGGGCUUGGCAACCACCAGCGUCGAGGACCUGAGCAAAAAGUUUACAAAAGUUCUCCUUGAAGACCCAGAACAUGGCCGACAGAGCGCCAUUGAGGGACUUGCCUAUGCGUCCCUCCAGCCCAAAGUAAAAGAAUCAUUGUCGGAGGAUAAAGGUUUCCUAAAAUCACUUGUUGAGACGCUCAAAAAUGCUCCGCCUCGUUCAUCCCUGACCUACGGAGCAUUGAGCAUUGUCGUCAACCUUACCCGUUAUGAACCGGCUCAAUCAGAAGAGCAAAAGCGUAUGGCACAACUCAAGGCGUAUGCAAAUGCAGCCGGAAAGCUAAAGCAGGAUCCAUUGAAUGAUGACGACCACGUCAACGCAAGGUGCAUGCGCAUUUUUGAGGCCGGCAUCGUCCCCAUUCUAGUCUCGCACAGCAAAGACGGAUCGGUAGCAUCAUUAUCACUCGUUGUACAAAUAAUCUACUCACUAUCCGUUACGCCCAAGCUCCGGGGUCAACUAGCCCAGCAGGGUGCUGUCCGUCUUCUCAUCUCUGCAUGGAACGCACUCUCGGCGGCUAAUGAUGCGUCGACUGGUGUUGCUCGACGCACCGCAGCUCAGGCCCUCGCACGAAUCCUGAUAUCAACAAACCCAGCUCACGUUUUUGGUGGUACUCGACCAACGCCAAUAAGUGCGGCCAUCCGGCCAUUGGCCUCCAUAGUUCCACCAGACGACUCGACAGAGACACGAGAUUUACUCCCGACCUUUGAAGCACUUAUGGCACUCACCAAUCUCGCGUCAACAGAAGACCAAGACACACGGCGCGCAAUAGUACGUGCGGUAUUUCCUGACCUCGAGGAGCAGGUCUUGAGCUCGAAUGGAAGAGUACAACGUGCGGCCACAGAGCUCAUUUGCAACCUAGCUCAAUGUCCAGAGGGUGCUGCCCCUUUUGCAGAUGGAUCUCCUCAGGCCCGCACUAGGGUCCACAUUCUGCUGGCACUGUGUGAUGCCGAGGACGAAGGCACACGCAACGCAGCCGGUGGAACACUAGCCAACCUAUCGGCACACGAGGCUGUCGUACGGGCGAUACUUGCACGGGGCGAGCGUGGCAUACAAAUCCUGCUAGGAAUGUGUGGGGAGGACAGUAGCGAGGACCUCAGGCAACGUGGCGCGUUUGUGUUGCUCAACAUGGCGGCAACUGAAGGUGAGGCUGGUCGAUUAUCACGGGAGAAGAUCAAGGUCGAAAAUGGGGCGACGGUCCUCACGGAGUGUGCCAAGAAGACGAGGCGGCCCGAGGUGCUGGAAAUAGCGGUCGCAGCGUUGAAGGCACUUCUUGAGGCAGAAUAA